Messenger RNA from Vollenhovia emeryi, 253 nucleotides. RefSeq lists its product as uncharacterized. The record is from RefSeq and is a predicted model, not a curated record. NCBI's taxonomy places the organism in Eukaryota, Metazoa, Arthropoda, Insecta, Hymenoptera, Formicidae. The coding region runs from base 1 to 183 and encodes 60 amino acids. The transcript is spliced from 2 exons.
AUGCGAGAUAGGAAAUUGCUGAAAGUUGUUAAGGAGAGGACGCAGGACGAGGUGGAGCACAUGCGGAGAGAAGUGCAGAUCAUGCGGGACAAGAUCGAGGAAUAUAAUCGCGGCAUAAACGAGAACCUGAGAUUUUUGAGGGGCCUGGAGAGAGAUCUGUCCGCCGGCGACAAAAAGACCUAGGCAGUCGUGCGUUCGUUUAAGAAUCUGUAGGAUUCCCAUUUCGAAUAAAUGAUUCGGAUUUUUCCCUCAA